Messenger RNA from Plodia interpunctella (Indianmeal moth), 5516 nucleotides. RefSeq names its product couch potato (gene cpo). Bases 138 to 1112 code for a protein of 324 amino acids. NCBI's taxonomy places the organism in Eukaryota, Metazoa, Arthropoda, Insecta, Lepidoptera, Pyralidae. The transcript is spliced from 9 exons. Gene Ontology annotation, molecular function: RNA binding. The record is from RefSeq and is a predicted model, not a curated record.
CGCAGGGUCUGCAGCAGGCACAGAGUCCUGCGGCUACGGGCGGCGCAGGGGUGCAGCAGGCGGCAGGAGCGACACAAGGCGCGCUGGUGCCGCCGCAGCAACCUUCGCCGCGGGCCGCCUCUCCACAACAUAAGAACAUGGAGCUGGCACUCUGUCAAAGCAUGGAUUCGGUCAACACCGCCACCACAGAGGAAGAGGUGCGGACUUUGUUCGUGAGCGGACUACCAAUGGACGCAAAGCCGCGCGAAUUAUAUCUUCUGUUUCGAGCAUAUGAGGGUUACGAGGGUUCCCUCCUGAAGGUUACCAGUAAGAAUGGGAAAACCGCAUCGCCUGUCGGAUUUGUCACAUUCCACACCCGAGCAGGAGCAGAGGCAGCUAAACAAGACCUUCAGCAGGGCGUCCGAUUCGACCCCGACAUGCCGCAAACGAUUCGGCUGGAGUUCGCUAAAAGCAACACGAAGGUCAGCAAGCCGAAGCCGGCAGUUGCCACCGCCGCGCCAGCCACACACCCUGCAUUGAUGCACCCUCUCACUGGACACUUAACGAGUCCGUUCUUCCCUGGCGGAGGAGCCGAGUUGUGGCAUCACCCGCUGGCGUACGGCGGCGAGCUGCCGGCGCUGUCGCACGGGCUGGUGCACCCCGCCAUCCACCCACAGAUGGCGCCCGAGUACUUGCAGACCCCCCUGACGCUGGGCGCAUGCGUACUGCCGGCGCCGGCGCUGGGCUCGCCGGGCGCGGCCGUGCCGGGCCACGCGCCCGCGCCGCCCUCGCACCCCGCGCACCCCGCCCCUCCUUGCUCCACCCUCUUCGUCGCCAAUCUCGGACAGUUUGUCUCCGAGCAUGAGCUAAAGGAAAUAUUCAGCAGCUGCCCGGGGUACACGCGCCUGCGCAUGAUGGCCGGCGGCAACGCGGGCAGCACAGCGCCGGUCGCGUUCGUGGACUUCGCUAGCGCGGUCGACGCCGGCAACGCAAUGGCGCGGCUGCAGGGCGCCCUGCUGCUCAGCUCGGAAGGCGCCAUCCAUCUGGAAUACGCCAGGCAUAAGCUGGCACACAACGGCUGGAUUCUCGCACAUGAAGGAGCCAAAGGCGGAGAAGAGGCCGAACAGCAUUAGCUCGUUCGUGGCUCUCGGCACUUGACAACCAGCGAACUGAGGGACGCGCUAUCUUGAUCCUCGCAGUCGCAUCGGAAUAGGAACCGCGGGAGACGGGGCUUACUGCAACACCUACCUAUGUCAGCAUUACGGCUAAUUCGGAUCAAGAUUCCCCGGUCUACCUAUCACCGUAAAGUGUAGUACAAGCUCUGUCUCCUUUUAUUAUUUGUUAUGUUCCCCAUUUCUACAGCGUCAAGGGUGUGGUGUGGUGUACUCUAUGAUAAUACCAAAUAUAGUAAGAUUAUUGUAUUAUUAUUAACAUUCCAGGUUUAUUGUUUACCUUUCAUAAAUUAAUAUAAUUUGAAAUUAUUAUUCUCCAGUAAAUGUAAUUAUUUUUGUUUAAUAUUAUUCAUUUUUAUGUAAUAUAAGAUUUAUUUACAACUAACUUAUUGUUCGAAAAGGUUGUAUAUUUUUUUCAAUAAGACCGAUGUAUACAACUGAGAGGAUUUGUUAUGAUAUAGCGUAUAACCAGAAAUUAAACAUUUUAGGAUAAAUCUCAUUCGAAUAAGCUAAAAACCAAAGGUGCCCUUCAUAGAAACAUUACGUUUUGUUAAAUAAUAUUUCAAGUUGAAUGAUUUUAAUAAAGUUGUAUGUAAUUAUUACGAUACUUUUGUUUUAGCCUCGAUAAUGUUAGUGUAUUUAAAUAAAUUUCAUGACUAUUUCAAAUUAUAUUUACCUAAUACUUUCUUAGUAAUUUUAUAAUGUUCAAUCACUCGUUAAAGCGCUGGCACUCUAGUGUUGGUCUUACGAUCCUUUCUACCUGUAAAUGAAAUUAUUGCAAUAAAUGUUUAAAGAAAUACCGUGAGUUUGACGCGAAGGGCGGUCGCCCUCGGACGCUGAGUCUGAACUUUCACUCGUUCGCAUCGUGUUCCCCUCAGACCUUUUACAUUUCAAGCCCUUUCCUUUUUCUGUGUGUAUCCAUUCCUUUAUUUGAAACCUACUCUGAGAUUUCUUGUGCCUUGCAAAAUUACGAAGAAGGAAAUUAUUCGUGAUUCCAUUUUGGUUGGAACUCCUCCGGCUCUGUCCUCAUGUGCAAGCGAUGCGACAAUCGAGAGUUCAGUUUUGUUGCGAGAAUUUAGCCUUGGCCUUAUGAGAGUUAAAUAAUUAAAUGUAAUCAUUGUAUUAAUUAAUAGUAUUUAAUUACUUGGCGCCGUGCGCGCCUGCGCUGAAUAGUGAAACAAUUAUUCUACUAUCUGCAUGCUUUGACGAGCUUUUUGGUAAUAAUCUAAUUUAAACUUUAGUAGUUACUUUUAUUGUGUAAUCGUUAGGUCAAUAAUACUAGGUAAGGGUAUUUAUUGUAGAGAAUCAGCAUAGUUACAUUACUAUUUAAUGAAAAUUAUUCUUACAUAAUAAUGAAACGAUGUAAUGAAAUUUAAAUGACUAAAAUGUUAGGUUAAUCAAAAUGAAGAUUAAUAUAUUUUUAUUUUUAGCUAGUUGACUUUCGCAACCGAUCGACUACUUAGUUACCUUCACUGAUCGCGGUGACGAUUAAGUACACAUCAAUGCGAGAUAGCAAUAAACCAAAAAUGAAAUCUAAAUGUUAUUAUAGGUAUCUAGUGAUGUAUUCUGCUGAUGUAAACAUGUAAAAAUUAUACAAAAAAAGUAAAAAAAAAUAUCCCCGCUUAGGCUAUAAUGAUAAAUAAGGUUUUGGAUAUUCUUGGUUUAAAAUCUUGACGCGACAGAUCUAUGAGGCAUUCACGAGCUCGCGCCCCAGCGCAGAGGUUCCGCAUGUGAAUUCUUAUGAAAAUCUCUUAGUCAAUAUUUAAUAGAAAUUUCGUCAAUUUUUGACUUAGCAAAAUUUUAUACGUUGUUUAUAUUGUAACUUUCAGAAGUACCGAGCGUCGGGCGUAUAGACCAAAGAUAAUGGAUAUACAUAAUUUUAAUACUAACCUCAGACCGUACCAAACUUGUAUUUUGUAGGCAGUCUAGUACCGGACAUUAUCGUUUUGUAUGUUGGGAUUUGAUGUUCAUUGUCAGUUAUCGUGACACGUGGUUCCCAUUACCGCAGGGUUGAGACCGGUGCCCUAUUGUAUGUAGGGUUGGCACCUAGCUAAGGCAUCUAAGAGACUAUUUUUAUUGUUACCUAUCAUUGCUAUUUAUAAACAACUAUUUUAAAUUUACCUAUAAUUCAUAGAGGUUUAUUAAGUUUACAUCUCAAGAGAUUUGUUCAAUCUGUAGAUCUUAAUAUAUUGUUCACCAGAUAAAUAAUUAAUAUUAUCAGUAACGACAAGUCGUUUCAAAAUUGUCGGAUUCUCUUUUAGAUUCAUAAUUCAUUGUCUGUUUUAAUAAUUAAGCUAAGUCAAUGUUUACUUAUUUAAUUCGAUAUAAUGCUAAUUCGUAUGUAAGUAAUUGUGUAAUAAUGUAGUAGUGAUCUCCCAUACCUUCGGCGUGUAGCGUCCCUGAUCGUACUAAAAUACAACGAAAAGUUUAUUUUUCUUUUCUGUUGUCGCUUUACGGAUCAUUUGAUGGAUGUAUCGGAUGAAGUAAUUAAGCUCUCUUUAUAAAAGGUGGAUUAGAUGUUGUUCUAUUUUCUAACUUUACAUCCACCAAAUGAUUUUGGCAAUUUUGAUUUGUUCACGAUGUCGUCGUCCGCCAUCUUGUGCAAAUGUUCAAGACGGCGUUAGUUGCAAAAUGGCGGCCGGGACGCGCGAAUGUCGUAAGGGACGCUGACGCCGCCAUGAUUCCGUCCAACAACCGUAGAUAGCGAGUAAGAGACGUCCAGUGGCUGCGGACACGGCUACGUCACCUUUUGCGGGACUACUCGAUACAUAUCAUCGUGUAAUAUUAAUGUGUAAUUAGAAGUAAAGAGCGGUUUCAUAGAGACGUUUAUUCUGUAUUCUCGUCUACUACUUGUAAUGCAAUCGGCUAUGUCACGCGAUAUACAAAAUCGAUUUGAGUUGAUAUAACUCGCUUGCAAUUAAUUCUUUUGUCUCGAAUCCAUUUUCGCUUAACGUCCUCAUUUCGUAUAUGAAAACAUCCGACACGAAAUGCCCUAGAGCGAUAUUUUGUUAACGUUUACUGUGAAAUCGAGUAGAUGGUAUUCGGAUUGUGAAAGCAAGAGUCGAGAGUGUGACAUUGGCCCGCAUGUGAUAGGGUAGAGUAGGGGUGUAGCAUCGCCUUGCAAGUUAGGUUAAGUGAAGCGGUAUCACACAAACGCCGUGCAUCGGAAACAUAUCAAUUCUGUGCCCCUUAAUAAAUUUAGUUAAAUACUAUUCUAAGAGAUACAUAUGAAUAGAAUAAAGAGACAAAAUAAUCAUUUGGAGUAUCAAAUACAUACUAAGUGUUGUUUUCGUACGUUGAUGAAUAUCAAUUAGAUUGUGUUUUGAAAUGUGGAUCAUACGCAUAGUACCCGAGUAGUGUCGCGCAAGUUCCAUUUAUUUAACAUUGCUGUAGAUUUUUAAAUGUUAUUUUUACUGUUAUUAUAGAUUAAAUAAAUCAAUAUGGCUUAAUUACCAAAUUAAUUUUAACAGUUCGGUUGGAUUCAGUAUUAAUGUCGUUGUUUUAAUUUCUGUAAGGAGAUUCUAGCGCAUUGCUGACGACUUAUUUGUAUAUCGAGCAAAGUAAACCAUACAAAAUAUAUAGUUAGUAAUUAAUUGUUAGAUUUGUGUGACUUGGAUUAUUUAAUGCUUAUAGAGCAGAGGUAAAGUGUUAUUGUGGUUUAAGGAAAACAUAAUGACAUUGUAAAAAUAGUGAUAAAUUUAGCUUAAUUAUCAUUAUUACAACUUUUAUAGAUGUUCAUUGAUUUUCUUUUCUUACUUCGUGGAGUAAUGUGGCAUUGGAGACGUCAUUGUUAAUUCAAAUAAAUUGAGAUCAUCCUCAAUGGAAGUUUUUAUUCUUUGAUAACCCUAAUGUCUCGUAUUAAUGACUUUAUAAGUCUCCAAGUGAAAGUUAGAGGAUAGCAGACUCGAUAUCUGUUAUUUUAAUGUCAGCUUUGAGAUUCUGAAAUAUCGGAGUUCUGGCAAGAUAAAUGGUCACAAUCUGGUUCGAUGUUUCUCAACACAUGACAAAGUGUUUAUACUUACUGUCAAUAAUUGUAAUAUUCAAAAUUUAGUACUAAAAAUUUGUAGGUGUCUAGUUUAGGAUAACAGAAUAGAAAUAAAUGAUGAGUUGAGCUUUUAAACUUUGCUUUGUAGAUUAAUCUGCUUUUGUACGUGCCCUUGUAAAAUGAAUUACAUAAAUUAUUGUUGUUUGUAUGAUGUGGUCCAUACAUUCGUUUUACGAGGACGGCGUAAGGAAUUCAGUGAAGUUGCUAUGAGGUCUCCUAAUUUCAAUGAUAACUUAUUGCAGUGUUGUAUUUAUGUUAUUAUUAGUUUUAAAGCAUUAUAGGGUCCAAAGAUUGGGAAUAAACAUAUGUGACAAAUUAAA